AUGGAGUACCGCUGGCGCAGCUUGCUGGUGGAGCUUACCCAGGAGCUGGAGCGCCAAUCCUUGGAACUGCAGCAGCUCAAAGUGGGCUCCAGGAACUCCUCCAAGGACCUGUCGCAGGAACUGGGACCUCCUCCUCCAUUACUUCCAGCUCCACGGGCACCCGAAGCCGUCGUCGACAAGGACCAACAGCUGAAGCAAUUGGUGGACGCUUCGUGGUCCCUGUCGCUUCAACCCCACGGCGGCGCCGUCUCGAAGACUUCCAGCACCACGCACAGCGCAGGGCACAGCAAGGCGGUGAGCGGCAGCAAGGACACGACCCAGAGUGAAUCAGUGCUGAACAGUUGGCUUGGAGCACGACGUGUCACCGCGCCGGAGAUCUCCAUCUUGAGAUUGGCAGCCAGAACUAAAGACACACAGGAUAUGACCUUUUCGGAACAACCUGGGUUUACCGUCAUGCGAGCCCAGAAGACCCGAAAGUUUGUGCAUCAGAAGCCUUGGUACGUCAUCAACCCAGAUACCAGCCUAUGGGCAAAUGUUUGGCAGGGUGUGGUAGCUGCUGCAUUGAUGUUCGUAGCCUUCGUCACACCAGUGCAGGUUGGGCUCUUCGACUUGCAGUUGGAUACACUGAUGGUUUUCAGUUUCUGCGUUGACUUCGUCUUCUUGACAGAUAUGGUCCUGCAGUUCUUUACCACCUAUUCACGCGACACCUCAGACGGCAUUGUUUGGGAAGUGGACCUUCGCCGGAUCGCGUUGCAUUACCUGCAGACGUGGUUCUUGCUCGACUUCAUCACAGUGAUCCCCUUCGACGUUUUCACCCUAGCCGCGGAUGGUGGGGCGAUGGACGAGUUCAAGAGUAUCAAGGUCCUUCGCGCCCUUCGGCUCUUGAAACUCAUUCGCUUGGUGAAGACUUCGAGGAUCAUUCACAAUCUGGAGAUCCCCUUGUCCAUUCCGUAUCAGAAGGUGGCUCUAGCUCGAUUCUUGAUCGUUUUGGGUCUCUUCUGUCACUGGGUCGCAUGCUUUUGGGCUAUGACGUUGAAUUUAGGCAGCGACUACGAAAAACAUUGGUUCGAUGUAGUCGAGGAUCCGCAUGAUAAACGGCCUCACCGUAUCUAUGUUGCCGCCUUCUACUAUGCUUGUUACACCAUCACAUCUGUGGGCUAUGGAGAUAUCACACCGAAGAACGUGGUGGAACGCUCAGUUAGCAGCGGUAUUCUGCUUGCCUCUGGCUUGGCAUGGGCCUACAUUCUGGGGGAGGUGGGAGCCAUCGUCGGCGACAUGACCGCGGAGAGUCAAGAGUUCAGGAGAAGGAUGCAUCAUCUCAACGUGAUGAUGCAGGAACAAGGGUUGCACCAUGACCUGCGGCGACGCCUGCGGAGUUUCUUCUUGCAAAAUCGGCAUCAUUGGGUGCAUCAAACACGAAACCGGCUUUUGGAGUCGAUGAGUCCUCAACUUCAGAACGAUGUGUGUAUGCAGACGGAACUCCAUUGGUUGAGGAAAGUGACCGUCUUCGAUGUCUUCAUGAAAUGGGUGGAGGCCAAGGAGAGGUUGGGCAUCUACACGGGAAGUUUUUACGGCUGUGUGGCGGAUGUCACUCGACAGUUGCGCUCCACAGCCUUUGCGCAGCAGGAAACCUUCGCGAACGUGCAGGUGCUGUACAUUUUGUCCAAAGGUUUGGUCAUGCUGAACAAGAAAGUGGGUGCUUACGGCGAGGUUUGGGGAGAGGACUUUGUACUCUCAGAUCCCAGCUUAGUGCGACCUAUCGCAGGAACGGCCUUGACCUACAUUGAGGUCCACUACUUGACGCGCGAGUCCUUGAUGGAGGUCAUCGCGCGCAACCGCCAUGGCUGCCCGCAGUUGGAGAAGAUCGUUCGACGCUACUGCGUCCGGCUUGCGGUCUACCGUGGCAUCAUCGCAGAAGCGAAGCGCAGGGCCAGGCUGAUUCUAAGCGAAAAGGUGCGCCCUGGGCUACAGGAAGCAAUAGGGCAGUGUGGCUAUCGGAUUUCAGGUGGCCCAAUAUCUGGGCAAUAA
This is a messenger RNA of Cladocopium goreaui, 2028 nucleotides long. The record is from the annotation of a GenBank genome assembly. Lineage: Eukaryota; Dinophyceae; Suessiales; Symbiodiniaceae.